AUGGCGCAGACUGGAGUGAACCCAAAUGCAGCUGCAGCUGCAGAUCUGUUGAGACAAGCCAUAGCCCAGAACAGUGCGAGACACGAGAACCGAGAGGACUUUCACGAUCAGAUUGGAUCGAAUUCACCCACACCCUCUGGAGUAGAGACACCGCGGCCGGACCUCCACGACAAGCGGCUGCCGGGUAUAAUACACGGUUAUUUUGGCCAGGUGGGUAGAGAUUCUUCUCAGCGUACACCGUCACGGUCAUCUCAAGCUGUCACAAACCCUGAACCUGCAAUCCAACAACAUGACAAGGGAGAGCACACAAAAGGGAGCGAGAGUCGGCGAAGUUCCUCUGCUUCGUUAGGCUCGAUGGUGAUGGUGGAGCGAGAACAAGCUUCCAUUCCAACCCCACCACCAGAUGAGCUGCCUGAAGAGUCCGCACUACCCAUCUCAGAUGGUGGCACGUCUCAGUUACCACCUACGCCAAUCUCGUCCGCCGCUUCAGUGGUGCAUAGGGAUGGCGAGGUGGCAGAGAAUGGUGGAUCCCUGCUAGAUGGUGGGAUAGCUUCCAUCACGCAGGCUCUGAGGAAUUUCGUACUCCCUAAGUCUGCAUCAGGGGUGAAAGACCGCCGCCACCAGUCCUUACCCGUCUCAGGUGUCACUAAAGGCGUCGUUUCAGCCGCACAUAUCUCAAACCCUGCAUCGUCCACGCAAUCCUCGAGGCCACAGAGUCCCAAAUCUCCUUCUCCAAGUCAUGCUAAGCUACCAUCGUCUGCAAUUUUUAAAGGGUCAGAUGAGCUAACUUCAAACGUGGCCGAUGGGCCGCGUGAAAAGAGCACCCCUCCUCACACUCCUCGAGCCUUGUCCCAAGAAGAUCAUCGACGGGCCGAUACUCGAUCGCCCCUUUCGAGCGCGAGUACCACCGUCAGUGAAGGCAAUUCCCAGCCGGAGAAGCGAUCUCUGGCCAAAGAUGAAAUACCCAACAGCACGCCAAGAGGCAAGCUUUCCAUCAAGAUUGCAGAAGGUCGAGAUCUGAAGCCAUCUUUCGAUCCCUACGUAGUCUGCCAAUUUGAAUGGAAUGAGUAUGUCUCUAAGGGACCUAGACAUGACAAGAUGGAUGUCGAUGUUGAUGACCGGAAAGGACCGGUUGGCCAGUUACAGUCAGUGCGGAGGACUGACAGUGACAUGGGGAAGCCGAUGGCUAUCCCGAUGAGAAGUCGCCAAAGCAGCACGAAUGGAGAUGGCAGGGUCACCGAUCCCCAUUGGGAUCACGAAGCCAUCUUCGACGUCGUCAGUGAUCAGUCAGAAUUGGAUGUGACCGUCUACGAUCGUCACGCAGAAACGUUCCUGGGCCACAUCCGGUUAUGUUUGAAACUUACGGAACAAAAUCCCACGCUGGAAGGCUUCUUUAAACUAGAGCCCCGUAGUCCAGAGGACCAGGAUAUUACCGGCGAGAUUCACAUUCGAAUGCAUUUCUCCCCAGUCGAAAAGAAACAUGUCGGUCCGAACGAUUUCCAGAUCCUCAAGUUAAUUGGGAAGGGCACCUUUGGACAAGUCUAUCAAGUUCGGAAAAAGGACACCGGCCGCAUUUACGCUAUGAAAGUGCUCUCGAAGAAGGUCAUUAUCCAGAAAAAGGAAAUUCAGCACACCAUCGGUGAACGAAACAUCCUGGUUCGAACCGCAACCACAGAGUCACCUUUUAUUGUCGGCCUCAAAUUCUCGUUCCAAACUCCUACCGAUCUUUAUUUGGUUACAGACUUUAUGUCUGGAGGCGAGUUAUUCUGGCAUCUACAAAAGGAAGGCCGCUUCAAAGAGGACCGUGCCAAGUUUUAUAUCGCUGAGCUUAUCCUUGCGCUCAAGCAUCUACAUCAGUCCGAUAUUGUCUACCGAGACCUCAAGCCCGAAAAUAUCCUUCUCGACGCAAACGGACAUAUCGCACUGUGUGACUUUGGUCUCUCCAAAGCCAACUUAGCACAGGACGACACUACCAACACUUUUUGCGGAACGACUGAGUAUCUAGCUCCUGAGGUGUUGCUCGACGAGCAGGGCUACACCAAGAUGGUCGACUUCUGGUCGCUCGGUGUCCUCGUCUUUGAAAUGUGCUGUGGGUGGAGUCCAUUCUACGCCGAAGACACUCAGCAGAUGUACAAGAACAUUGCGUUCGGCAAAGUGCGAUUUCCCAGAGAUGCUUUGAGCACUGAGGGUCGCAAUUUUGUCAAGGGACUGCUGAACCGCAACCCUAAGCACCGACUUGGUGCCCAUGGAGAUGCGGAGGAACUGAUGCAGCAUCCCUUCUUUGCCGACAUUGAUUGGGAUGCACUGGGCAAGAAGAAUCUGGUGCCUCCGUUCAAGCCCAAAUUGGCGUCGAUCGCCGAUACUUCCAACUUUGAUCCCGAAUUCACCAACGCUCUCAACACCUCAUCUUCACUCAAUGCCCGAGCUGCUGCUUUGGCCGCUGGCGCUGCCCCAGCAUCGACGCCAUUGUCGCCCACCAUGCAGAACGCCUUUCAAGGAUUCACCUUUGUGGACGAGAGCACGAUGGAAUCGCAAUUUGGCGGGGCGCGAGAUGCAGAAGAAAGUCGAGUUGAUGACAACUUCCUUGCCCGGACGAAGACGCUUGAGCACAGAAUGAGCGGCGUACAGAAGACGGGUGAGGACGGCUUCUUUUUCGAGGAAUGA
Molecule: messenger RNA, 2664 nt
Organism: Fonsecaea erecta
Lineage: Eukaryota; Fungi; Ascomycota; Eurotiomycetes; Chaetothyriales; Herpotrichiellaceae
Exons: 3
Coding region: 1-2664 (887 amino acids)
Biological process (GO): protein phosphorylation
Molecular function (GO): ATP binding; protein serine/threonine kinase activity
Source: RefSeq, a predicted model, not a curated record